AUGUCAGCUACAUUUAAUGAUAUUUCAUUUAGACAUUUAUUUUUUUUAGCAUCAUUAGGAAUAUGUUUAGCAAUAAUAGUAGCAGUUAUGAUUGGAUUCUUUUUAUAUGGAUUUAUUAAAUAUGUAAAGAGAGGAUUAUCAAAAAAAGAUGGUGCUAGAUAUGGUGGAUAUUUAGCAUGGGAAGUAUUUUGGGUGGGUACUCCAUUAUUUGUAUUAAUGGCAUCAGCAUUCAAUCAAAUUCAUUGGGCAUUGGCAUGGGUAUUAAUGGUAAUCAUUUUACAAUCUGGUUUUAUGAAUAUAAUGAAACGUUCACCAGAUUAUAAAAAUGAUUUAAAAUUUAAAGGUAAAAUUGAUAAUUAUUUCCGUUCAUUAAUUAAUGGUUUAUCAAAAUUUGGUAAAAGAAAUUCAAUUUUAGUUUUCAUUGCUUUUGUAAUUGGUUCUUUUAUUUCAAGUUUUAUGAUGUAUGACUUAUGUAUUGGUAUUCAUCCAUUUAGAGUAUCAAGUAGAUAUUCUAGAAAAUCACUUGGUGAAAGUUGUCCAAGUGGUGAAAUUUGUAAUUUUAUAUUAACAGUACCAGAGAAUUUAUCAAAUUCAAUUAUUGUAGGAUGGCAUUCAAAUGAUGAACCAAUUGGUUCAUUCGCAUAUUAUGAUACAACAAGUCAUAGUGAUUAUUUUAAAGAUGGUUUAGUGAUGAAGAUCGAAAACUUUAAAAAUUUAUAUGGUUUUAGUGUGAAUGGUACAUAUUUUGAAAUGGAUAAUAUUAGACAAGAGGAACAAAGAUAUGUUAGUUGGGCAGAUAUAACUGGUUUAACACCAUCAACUGUUUAUUAUAUAGUGGUUGGUAUUGAGAAAUCUGAUGGUGAAUUAAUAUUUUAUCCAGAACGUAAAUUUAGAACUGCACCAUCAGAUGGUACACCAUACAAUUUCAUAACAGGUGGUGAUAUGGGUAUGACAGGUACAGGUGAAUCAUUAUCAAUUAACGCAGCAAUGGUUGAACCUUUGUUUGUGAUGUUGGGUGGCGAUGUCGCAUAUGACAGUGGAUUCGAUAGCUGUUAUCGUUGUUGGGAUGAAUGGUUCAAUCGUUGGGAUACAACUUUUAUCACUCCAUUAGGAUUCUCAUUACCAAUCAUUACAACCAUUGGUAAUCAUGAAGCUGGAGGAUGGAAAUCUUCAAGAGGCUCAGUUCAAUUCUAUACAAGUUAUUUACCAUUCCAAUUGGGUUUACAAAAUAUUGCACCCAAUGACAGACCUUUACAACAUUCUCAUACGAUUGGUAAUGAAACCAUUAUCAUCGUUAUGGAUAGUUGGGUAGUUGAUCAAAUUCCUGAUCAAGUGUCUUGGAUGGAACAAGUAUUAUCAGAUAAUAAUAAUAAAACAUUUAAAUUUGCUCUAUAUCAUAUCGCCCUCUAUCCAUGCACUAAAAUUUCAAUGGAUGUUGAAAUCUCUUCUUUAGCAAAAGAAUUUUGGGGUCCAGUUUUUGAUAAAUAUAAUUUAACUGUUGGUUAUGAAAAUCAUUAUCAUUUAUAUAAACGUUCAAAACAAUUAGUUAAUGGCUUGGAACAUCCAAAUGGUACAUUAUAUAUUGGUGAUGGAUCAUGGGGUGUUGAAACUACAAUGAAAUUAAGAGAUUAUGAUUAUUUAGAAGUUUAUGGUCGUAUUCAACAUGUUAUUCAUUCAAUGGUAAAUUCUCACAAUUCAACUGUUAAUAUCGAAACAAUAAACAUUGAUAAUGAGAUUUUCGAUUCUUGGGAAAGAAAAUUAAAAUAA
Molecule: messenger RNA, 1767 nt
Organism: Dictyostelium discoideum AX4
Lineage: Eukaryota; Evosea; Eumycetozoa; Dictyosteliales; Dictyosteliaceae
Exons: 3
Coding region: 1-1767 (588 amino acids)
Molecular function (GO): metal ion binding; acid phosphatase activity
Source: RefSeq, a predicted model, not a curated record